GUCGGGCGGAAGCAGCGAGGAAGGGCUGGAGGCGGAGGUGUCCCGGGUUUUGAUGGCGGGGGAACCGAGCCGGGCGCAUCAUUAUGUGGCGCGCCUCUCCGAGUGGGCGGACGCACACCUGACUCUGCUGCGGAGUAUCAGCACCGGAAUGGCUGUAGCUGGAGUAGUUUUACUGGCAAAGAGCGUUAAACUGACAACCAAAUUCACAAAUGUUUUGGAAAUACCUUCAGAAUUUAUAGAGAAGAAUGUUAAGCUUCGUGGACGGUUACACCAAAUAACCGAUCAAGGAUUAGAAAUUGAACAUAUUCCUAUCACCCUUCCAAUUAUUUCAUCUUUGCAGAAGAGAUGGCAUGCAGACGGAUUGUUGCUGGUCAGGCUUGCUGGUGUAGAGCUGGCACCAGGUGGCACGGUCUGGUUAAAAGGCGAAAUAAAACCCUCACAAAUGAUGUGGUUCCAACUUCUGGAAAGGAAGAACUCAGUGCUUCAUUGCCUUGUGGUGGUCAAAAAGGGUAGAUUUUCCAGUGUCUGCCUGAAUGAAGAAAUCUUGAGGCAAGGGCUUGGGAAGACAGUUAAUAUUGAAGGACUUUCACAUGAGUCCCGGAUAUACUGGAAGCUUCAUAAAAGGCUACUUCAAGCUGAACUGAAAGCUGUCAAGAAACAUAAAGGAAUCUGGAGAGAAGAAACAUUCAUUGAGAAACUUAGAGAGCAUAUUACCAAUAAUAAAUAUCUACAAAAGUUAAAACAACUUGCAACCUGGCUAAGAACCCGUCUCUGAAAGCACAAGGAUUUUGAGGGAAAAACACCAGAUGGAACAGGAUGCAGCAUUAUAUUCUUUCUGAUGGAAUAGUACUAUAAAAGGUCUGGUCUUCUGUUGGUGGCUCCUGCCUUGGAAGAAAAUGAGAACAUCCGAGAAAAUAUUUCUUGAGGAGAUGGGCGUAUAACUAGAAAUUCAUAUAAGUUGAAUAUACAUUUCGUUAUUUGAAAAUGAAGAAUGCAUUCUAGGAUACCCAGCAGAAAAGGAAGAUGUAAGGCUUAAUGAACAGAGGGCUUUCCCACACAGCCAUAUAGCCCAGAAUAUCAAGGCAGAAAAGCCCACAAUAUCUGCUUUGAACUGGAUUAUUUGAGUCCACACUGCCAUAUAUUCCAGUUCAAAGCAGAACAUGUGAUAUUUUAUUCAGCUGUGUGGAAGGGGCCAGAGAGUGAUGUGAAAGUGCUGGUAAUAUCGGGUUAGUGUGGAUCUUGUUGUUGAUUUACAGGAGUGAAUAUUAUGUUGUUGAUAGCAGAAUACCUUUUUUUCCAGUGAUGUAUUUAGUGGAUAUUGUUCACAAAACCAAAUAACAGGUAGAGAACCUAGUCAGUUUAUGCAGACUUCCGUGUACAUUAUCCUCUAACAAGAUGUAAAGUUCAUAUUGCCAUCAGCUGCUGAACUUACCACAGGUUUUCCUGGUUCAGUUGAAUGCAUGCCAGCAACGCAAACACAGCGGCCUUUUCAUAAUCAGAUGAUAUUUACUUCCUAAAACCCAACCUACUAUUAGCUAAGAUCAUCAUGAAGAUGUUAUGAGCUCUAAACUGUCCUUUCUGUGGACACUACACGUUCCUGUCAUUAUAUAUAUCAAAGCAAAGUAGUUGCAGAUCUUGGUAACUUGAGCUGCAUAUUAUACACCUGUAGUAAUCUAGAAGAGGUAGAAAUGAUCUCACUUCCUGACCUGGCAGACCAUAGAAUUGCACUGGGAUACUUAGAAAUUCUUAGGGAGGUAUCCUCUCUGGGAAUUUGCUAGGUCCUGCAGUGCAACUCUGUGGUAACUUCCAGCCCAAAUACAGUCUCAUGUUUAACAUGAGUUUACACUGAAGUUUAUUUUGUUUCUAAUGCAGCCAAGUAGAUACUUUUCUUGUAAACUUUUUGUGAGUUAGGGCAUUAUGGGUGAUAGCCAUUGAACUAUAGGUAAACAACACACAGUUUUACACAAACAUUGUGUCAUCCCUUUGUUGUCCAGGUCCAACCUGAUAGCUAUAGAAGCAUUCACCCACUUUGUUGCUACUGGUAUGAAUGUGGCUUGGAUUUUACAAAUUCAAGCCUUGUUGAUUCUAUAGGGACAAAAUUCACAGACCAGUGUACUUAUGCAUGAUGUUUAUAGACCACUUUCUGGUUGCAGUCAUAAAUCCACUUACUUAGAAAUUUUGAGCUUGCAUUCAAGGCAGUGUUCAUUGGACCAAGAUCAAGUCUGUUGCUGCGUAACCAUAACCGUUGUUGUGUACUCCUCCUUCCAAGAUUAAUUGACCUGAUCGUAAGAUGAGAGCGCAUGACUGUAUUUACUUUGGAGGAACAUUAUGUAUUACUGAUUGUUCUAAGCCAUUUAUUUAAAUGCUUAACCAAUCUGAUGAUGAGACUACUAUUUUAACAGUCUUGCCUCGACUCUAGAAAAAAUAUGUGUAUGACACAGAAAAAUAAAUGAUUCAAUAUGACUUUUCCUGUUCUCUUUGCAAACCGGUUAAGUAUUAAAAUAUUAAUCUGUUUAAUUACUAGCAGUAAUUCAGAUGCUUUAACAAUAAAGUGAUUAACUAUAAACCA
Messenger RNA from Anolis sagrei ordinatus, 2569 nucleotides. It is a transcript of the gene MISO1, whose product is annotated as chromosome 3 C3orf33 homolog. The record is from RefSeq and is a predicted model, not a curated record. NCBI's taxonomy places the organism in Eukaryota, Metazoa, Chordata, Lepidosauria, Squamata, Anolidae.